Molecule: messenger RNA, 795 nt
Organism: Alternaria arbusti
Lineage: Eukaryota; Fungi; Ascomycota; Dothideomycetes; Pleosporales; Pleosporaceae
Exons: 4
Coding region: 1-795 (264 amino acids)
Source: RefSeq, a predicted model, not a curated record
AUGGACAUACGAAAGUGGCUAGACGAGACAGUGCAACCGGAAGCACCGCGCGAGCCCAAUAACCUUCAUCAGACCGCAGAGCCUGCUAAACGGAAGCGCCGCCGCAGAUCAGACAGCUCCCUCCUCGAUCCCCGUCCGCCUGCAUCCUCUCCGCAUAAGCCAGCGGAGGAUAGUGCUGACGAGGCGCUCCAGGCGACAUGCAGCGACAGCUCUAGCAGCAGCCGAUAUGCGCGCAAACCUCGUAGAAAGACGCGUCCAGAGCGGUAUGAGCCACAGUACGCGCCAGGUCCCCAUGCCCAUCGCGAUCGUAAGGACAAAUCAAAGAAGUCGCGACGCAAGCCUCGACGCAAGAAGGGCGAGAAGGCACCUGGUGUUAUGCAGACCUUCCAGGCCACGAACAUAUCUGGGGAUCGGCUGACUCUAGGCCUUUUCAACAAGGGACGGACAUCUACUGCAAUCAAGGGCCGCGGGUUGCCCGAUCUGGUCUUCUCGGAAAUGAAGUUUCUGCAGCAGCACAAAGACGAACCAGAACCUGUCCCUCGAACCGAAGCGUCCAAAAAGAAACGCAAGAAGGACAAUGAACAGAUGAAGGAAGGAGAGAUCUCCGCUUUCUUUACCUCUGCGCGACCGGCAUUAGUCGACAAGGACACAAAUACCCUACCGCAGCAUCCUGUACCAAAAGCUAAGCGGCGUCGUCGUGAUCAAUCUUCGGCAGAUGACACUGCUAUCCCAACUGUUGAAGCUACAGGCCAAGCCUCCCCGACCUCCCCCAGUGACGAAGCAAAGAACCGAUAG